CCCGCCGCCUUUUCCCCGCCGCCGCCGCCGCCCGCCCGCCCCGCGCAGCCCUGCGGAGCUCGGGGCGGCGGCGCCGGGGCCGCCGGCCAUGGCCGUGCCAGCCGCGCUGCUCAGCCCCCACCACCUCCUCUCCUUCUGCUUCCCCGCCGGCGGCGGGCUCCUGGGCUAUGCCGACCUGGAGAAGGGCUACGAGGGCGGCGGCGCGGGCGAGGCGGGGGACUUUAAAGAAGCCACCAGGGACCUGCUGAGCUUCAUCGACUCGGCCUCCAGCAACAUCAAGCUGGCGCUGGACAAGCCGGUGAAGUCCAAGCGGAAGGUGAACCAUCGCAAGUACCUGCAGAAGCAGAUCAAGCGCUGCACCGGCAUCAUCGCCGCUCCCCCGCCGCCGCCGCCGCCCGCCCCGCCGCCGCCCGCCGCCGCCGCCGCCGCCUCCUCCUCCUCCUCCCCGCCCGCCGCCUGCCCCGCCAAGCCCCCGCCGCGCCGGGAGGCCUCGCAGGCGGCCAGCAGCCUCCAGAGCAAGAGCCUGGCGGCCCUCUUCGGCUCCCUGCAGCAGGGCCGGGGGCCGGCGGGCGGCGGCGGAGGAGAGGCGGCGGGCGGCGGGGCGGCGAGCGGCGGCGGCGGCGGCGGCGGCGGGGGGGGAGCGGCGGCGGGCGGCCCGCGGAAGGUGCCGCUGCGGGACCGCAACCUGCCGCCCUCCUUCUUCACGGAGCCGGCGCUGCCCGCCGCCGCCCGCGGGCCGCCGCCGGGGGCCAAGGAGCUGGAGAAGGGCGGCGGCGGCGGCGGCGGGGCGGAGGCGACCGAGUUCUUCGAGCUGCUGGGCCCCGAGUACGGCGCGCUGCUGCCCGAGCACGCCGCCCCGCCGGACGCCUUCCCCGGCGGCGGGGCCGCCGCCCGCCUGCCCGCCGAGCUGGGCCUGGAGCACGGCCUCUACGAAGCGCCGCUGCCUCUGCCCGCCGCCCACCACCACCCGCUGCUGGGCGGGCUGCUCUACCCCGAGCCGCCCUGGAGCCCGGCCGGGCCCUGCAGCCCCCCGAAGAAGGCGCCGGCCGAGGCGCUGCGCCCGCUCUACCCCGGCGGCGGGGAGCCGGCCCCCGGCGGCGGCGGCGGCGAGGAGCCCGGCGGGCACUUGUCGCCGGGGUUCGCCCCCUUCUUCCCCGAGUGCCCGCUGCCCCCGCCGCAGGUGGCCUACGACUACAGCGCCGGCUACCACCGCCCGGCCUACCCCGGCCUGUAGGGCCGCGCCGGAGGGCUCGGCGAACCGCCCCGGCCCCGCAGCGCUCCGCCCGGGACGAUGAAAUGGCGGCGGGGGGCCGGGAGAGGCCACCCGCGGGGACCCGACGGGCG
Harpia harpyja (harpy eagle) is the source of this 1344-nucleotide messenger RNA. RefSeq names its product family with sequence similarity 181 member B (gene FAM181B). The record is from RefSeq and is a predicted model, not a curated record. The transcript has a single exon. NCBI's taxonomy places the organism in Eukaryota, Metazoa, Chordata, Aves, Accipitriformes, Accipitridae. The coding region runs from base 89 to 1234 and encodes 381 amino acids.